AUGGGUCCCGUCAAGAACAAGUACUCGGUCAUCCUGCCGACCUACAACGAGCGGAAGAACCUCCCUAUUAUCUGCUGGUUGAUCGAGAAGACAUUCCGUGAGAACAACCUCGACUGGGAAGUCGUGAUCGUCGACGACGGAUCCCCCGACGGCACGCUCGAAGUCGCCAAACAACUCCAGAAGCUCUGGGGCCCGGAACACGUGAACCUGAAGCCCCGGGAAGGCAAGCUAGGACUGGGAACGGCGUACGUGCACGGCCUGCAGUACGCGACGGGCAACUACGUGAUCAUCAUGGACGCGGACUUCAGCCACCACCCGAAGUUCAUCCCGACGAUGAUCGCCAUCCAGAAGGAGACCGACGCCGAUAUCGUCACGGGCACCCGCUACGCCAGCCGCGGCGACGUUAAGGGCGGAGUCUACGGCUGGGACCUCUUCCGCAAGUUCACGUCGCGCACGGCGAACCUGAUCGCCGACGUUAUGCUGAUGCCGGGCGUCAGUGACCUGACGGGCAGUUUCCGGCUGUAUAAGAAGAGUGUGCUCGAGAAGGUUAUCUCGAGUACUCAGAGCAAGGGGUAUAGUUUCCAGAUGGAGAUGAUGGUGCGCGCGAAGGCGAUGGGGUUCAAGGUCGCGGAGUGUCCGAUUACGUUUGUGGAUCGGUUGUAUGGGGAGAGUAAGCUGGGCGGGAGUGAGAUUGUGGAGUACCUGAAGGGUGUGUUGACUUUGUGGCUGAAGGUUUGA
Molecule: messenger RNA, 738 nt
Organism: Aspergillus affinis
Lineage: Eukaryota; Fungi; Ascomycota; Eurotiomycetes; Eurotiales; Aspergillaceae
Product: dolichyl-phosphate beta-D-mannosyltransferase
Exons: 2
Coding region: 1-738 (245 amino acids)
Biological process (GO): GPI anchor biosynthetic process; protein O-linked glycosylation via mannose
Cellular component (GO): endoplasmic reticulum membrane
Molecular function (GO): dolichyl-phosphate beta-D-mannosyltransferase activity
Source: RefSeq, a predicted model, not a curated record